CUUCUUUUGUAUCUUCUCGCAAAGUCUCUGAUUCUCUCUCAACAAAAAAAGUCAGACAUAAAUGAUUAUUCAAUAUUCAAAUAAUUGGUUAGGCAACUACAAAUUCGACACAUACUUCUUCAAAUACAUCAUUCUUUUUCCAUAACCAGCAAAUUAAAAGAUUUUUAUCUAGCUCGAAUUCGGCGGCGGCGGAGGAGGCUAUUGUGAUUGAUACAGAGAUGAUUACGUGUGAAGAAGCGAAGAUUGAAGAUCGGGAUUGGAUGGCGGCGUUGAAGAAGUCGGUGAAGAUGCUUCAUUUCGGGGGGCGGGAGGAGAAGGAGGCGGCGGCGAGGGAGAUGAAGAGGCUCGCGGCGGAAGAUGUGAGUCGGCGGAGGACCAUGGCGGAGUUCGGCGUUAUUCCGCCGCUGGUUGCUAUGGUUGGAUCGGCGGCGGCGGCGGCGGCGGCGCAUCAAAGAUUGGCUGUGCAAGUGCUUAUUGAACUCGCUAAUGCAUCUUUCACGAACAAGGCUUUAAUGGUGGAGGCAGGAAUUUUAUCAAAAUUGCCCAAGAAUUUGAGUUUGUUAGAGGAAACAGAUAAGAGAGACUUUGCAGAGCUCCUCCUAUCUAUAUCAGGCCUAGCCAACACUCAAUUUCCCCUAAACUCAUCAAGAAUCAUUCCAACUGUAGUCUGCAUUCUUGAAUCAAGUUCAAGCAUAGAGACAGAAGAGCUCUGCUUGAGCACAUUGCACAACCUCUCUUCGGUUCUAGACAACGCGCCAGCCCUGAUCUCAACGGGGAUCGUGACCAGCCUAACGAAGCUAGCCUCGGUGAAGGAGACCUCGGAGAAAAGCCUAGCAACCUUAGGCAACUUGGUAGUGACCUCAGCCGGGAGGAAGGCGCUGGAGCAGAACCCCACGGUGCCCGAGGGGCUAAUCGAGAUCAUGACAUGGGAGGAGAAGCCCAAGUGCCAGGAGCUCUCUGCCUACAUUUUGAUGGUCUUGGCUCACCAGAGCUCCCUGCAGAGGCAGAAGAUGGCCAAGGCCGGGAUCGUGCAGGUGCUUCUAGAAGUGGCGCUGCUGGGGAGCCCGUUGGCGCAGAAGAGAGCGCUGAAGCUGCUGCAGUGGUUCAAGGAUGAGCAGCAGACGAGGAUGGGGCCACAUUCGGGGCCCCUGCAGGUGGGGAGGGUGUCGAUGGGAUCGCCUCUGAGUGAGGAGGAUGCCGAGCAAGGGAAGAGAAUGAUGACCAAGAUUGUGAAACAGAGUUUGUAUAAGAACAUGGAGACCAUCACGCGUCGUGCUAAUGGAGCGGCCGGAGAUGCUUCCAAGCUCAAGGCUUUGGUGGUUAGCACCAGUUCUAAGAGCUUACCAUAUUAGAAAAUUCAGUCAUAGUAGUACUUUUUUUUGGUAUAUACAAAGGAAUGGGUACAACUGGUGGUUGCACCUCUGGUGCAACUACAUGUUUGUGAUUCUGAUUGUAAAUCCUGGAUGAUUUAUUUUAAUAGUAAUAAAUUUUUGGUGUA
Salvia hispanica is the source of this 1498-nucleotide messenger RNA. Its product is annotated as U-box domain-containing protein 45. NCBI's taxonomy places the organism in Eukaryota, Viridiplantae, Streptophyta, Magnoliopsida, Lamiales, Lamiaceae. The record is from RefSeq and is a predicted model, not a curated record.